GCGGUGAUUUCCUCAGGGGCUGGCGGCAGGCAGCAGGCUUUUAACGCCGAGAGCUAGCCUGGCCGCCUCCGGUGGUUUAGAAACCGGCUUUUCCGGCAGCUCUGCCGGGCUUGGAAAGCCAAGUUGUGCCACCCUUCUCGCUUGCCCAGAUCCCCGCGCCGGUGCUGGUCGCCUUGCAGUUGUCUUGCGGCUCUCUGGGAGCUGGCAGGAGUCGCUGGCGCAGGGCAGGUGCCGGCGUGGUCCCGCAUCCUGCGGCCGGCACGGCGGGGGAAUGAAAAGGGUUGAGUCACGCCAGCGGUGGGCAGGCAGCGCUCCAGAUCCCGUACCGCAAGAGAGCGGUGUCGGUGUCACGCAGGAGGCGCUCACGGAUAGAGAGAAAACCAGCUGCUAUCCCCGUUUUAUCUGCUUUUGCUUCCAAAGCGUGCUGUGUAGCACCUCUGCGAAAGAGUGUUUUAUUGGAAACGCUGACUUGCUCUCUUUAUCUGCCAUGCAAAGAAGCGUUGCUACAAGAAUGAGAGUUAGGGGAGAAAAAACUCCAGGUAGAGGUGGGUCUCAGAGCUCAGAUUCAGAUUCAUCUGCCACACCUGGAAAUGCCGUGGACAUGAACAACGAAGGCUCCUCAGAGGGCUUUAUUUGUCCUCUCUGUAUGAAGUCUCAUGGAUCAGCAGAGGAGCUGUUCAAGCACUAUGAAGCAGUUCAUAAUUCUGGCAUUGAUUCAACUCAUGGAGGGGAAGGUCAUCUGUCACCAGAAAGAGAUGAAGUAUCACUGCUCCGACAAGAAGUCCAAGACUUGCAAGCUUCACUGAAGGAGGAGAGAUGGUAUUCAGAAGAGCUGAAGAAGGAACUAGAGAAAUUGCAGGGGCAGCAGCAGCAAGAUUCUAAAUCUGAUGGACUGACAACAGCUACAUCUACAGAAUCAUUAAAACGGCAACUGGAAGAGAUCCAAGUAGAAAAUUUUAACAAUAAGCAAAUGAAAGACUUAUUUGAGCAAAAAGCAGCACAACUGGCCACUGAAAUUGUGGAUCUUAAAUCAAAGUAUGAUGAAGAAAUCAGCCUUCGGGAAGGUGCAGAACAGAAAGUGAUGAACCUGAGACAAGAACUGCAGAAAGAGAGAAGUACAGUAGAAGACUUAAAGACAGAGCUGCUACAAAGGCCUGGCGUGGAAGAUGUGUCUGUCCUGAAGAGAGAGCUGGUCCAAGUUCAAACACUGAUGGAUAAAAUGACCCUGGAACGUGAAAGAGAAUCCGAAAAGCUGAAAGAUGAGUGCAAGCACUUGCAGGCAGAGCAGGCUAACUCUGAGGCUACCAUUAACCAAUUAAGAGCUGAACUUGCCAAAGGACCUCAGGAGGUAGCUGUGUAUGUUCAGGAGCUGCAAAAACUUCAAAGUUCAGUCAAAGAGCUAGAACAGAAGAAUCAGAGUCUGACUGAGAAACUGGUGAAGAAAGAACAGGACUACACCCAGCUGGAAGAAAAACACAAUGAAGUAUCUGUGAGUAAGAAGAAUGUGCAGGCAAGUUUUCACCAGAAGGACCUGGACUGCCAACAGCUUCAGGCAAAGCUGUCUGCAUCUGAAGCCUCGAUACAGAGAUUACAGACAGAGCUAGGUGAGAAGGCAGAAGUGAGCCAGAAACUUAAAGAGGAGUUGUCUGAAGUAGAGACAAAGUACCAGCAUCUCAAGGCAGAAUGUAAACAGCUCCAGCAGCAGAGGGAGGAAAAAGAGCAGCAUGGCCUGCAACUCCAAAGUGAGCUCAGUCAGUUGCACAGUAAACUCCUAGAAACAGAGCGCCAGUUAGGGGAAGCGCAUGGGCGGCUCAAGGAACAGAGGCAGCUGUCCAGUGAGAAACUGAUGGACAAAGAGCAGCAGGUGGCUGACCUACAGUUAAAACUUUCUCGUGCUGAAGAGCAGCUAAAGGAAAAAGCAGCAAAUUCCACAGAAUUGCAACAUCAAUUAGAAAAGGCAAAGCAGCAGCACCAGGAGCAGCAGACACUUCAGCAAAAUACAACAGCAAAACUACGAGAAGCCCAGAAUGAUCUGGAGCAAGUACUACGACAAAUUGGAGAUAAGGACCAAAAAAUUCAAAAUCUUGAGGCUUUGCUUCAAAAAAGUAAGGACAACAUCUCUCUGCUGGAAAAGGAAAGAGAGGACUUAUAUGCAAAAAUUCAAGCUGGUGAAGGAGAAACUGCAGUUCUUAACCAGCUACAAGAGAAAAACCAUGCAUUACAAAUACAGGUAACUCAGCUAACAGAGAAGCUGAAGAAUCAAUCAGAAAGUCACAAACAAGCCCAAGAGAAUUUGCAUGAACAAGUGCAGGAGCAAAAGGCACACCUAAGAGCUGCUCAAGAUCGUGUGCUUUCCCUGGAAACAAACAUCACUGAACUAACCAGUCAGUUAAAUGAAAGUAAAGAGAAGGUGUCACAACUUGAUGUGCAGGUAAAAGCAAAGACUGAAUUGCUACUUUCAGCAGAAGCAUCAAAAGCUGCUCAGAGAGCAGAUCUACAGAACCAUCUGGACACUGCCCAAAAUGCACUGCAAGAUAAACAACAGGAGUUAAAUAAGGUCAGUGUUCAGUUGGAUCAGGUUACAGCUAAGCUGAAUGACAAGCAGGAAUAUUGUACUCAGCUUGAAGCCAGUCUUAAAGAGUACAAAGAAAAAUACCUUUCUUUAGAACAGAAAACUGAAGAACUAGAGGCACAGCUUAAGAAACUUGAAGGUGAUGUUCUUGAUGCUAGAGCAAGUAAAGACCAAGCUCUUCAGGAGUUACAGGAACAGCGACAUCAGUCUAAAGAAUUAGACCUCCGGACAGCAGAACUGAGUAAACAACUUGAAGAAGCAAGAGAAGCGAUGUCUAAUGCUCAGAUGCAUUUGCAGAAGAAAUCUGAGGCCCUUGACCAAGCAAACCAACAAAUUUCAAAGCAGGAGGCAGAAAAUGCCAGUCUCAAACAAAACUUUGAGAAAUCAAAUCAAGAUACAAGUAAACAGCUCAAGGAACUUGAUUGUAAAAUGCAAGCAGCCACAUCAGAGCUGCAACAAGUGAAAUUAGAGAAGGACACUCUAUUAAAAGACCUUACAGAUACCAAAGAUAAGCUCUCAAAAAGCUCUGAAUCCUUCAAAAAAAGAAAGGAGGAAUUAGAAAAAGAAAUUAAAAAAGGAAAAGCAGCUAUGGCAGAAAUGGAAAAAUCUUGCCAAGAAUUAAAACACCAACUUCAGAUACAAACAGAGUCUGUAGCUAAAGAGAGGAAUGAAUUAAAAAACUCACUGGAGAAAAAGGAGGGGAUUUCUAAGCAGUUGUCUAUAGACCUUGAUUCAGCAAGAGCACAAGUACUGGAAAUCCAGGGUCUUCUGAAGGAAAAAGAAAAAAGUGAGCAACAUCUCCAGGGAAAGCUGAGAGAGUUAAAGGAAUCUUUUGAGCAGAAGAAAAAACAUAGUGACACACUGCAAGCUGAAUUGAAAACUGCCCUUUUAGAAAAGGCAGAGCUGGAGAAUAAACUACAACAGCAAUCUAUUUUGUCAGCACAGGAGCUUAAAGCAGAGAAAGGCAAACUAGCAGACUUACAGAAGGCCCAUGAUAAACAUAAAGAAAACAUGGAGAAGCUGCAAUUGGAUUUUUAUGGGAAAGAGUCUGAGCUGCUGGCAACUAGGCAAGACCUUAAGUCCACAGAAGAAAAGCUUGCUCUAGCUCAAGAAGAAAUAGUUUCCAGCAGGAAUCAAAUUGCUAACAAUAAUCAACAGAUUCAGGAACUGAAGAAAGCUAAGUCCACACUGGAGCAGGAUGCAUCAAGGAAAGAGCAGCAGCUGGGUGAGAAGACCAAAAUGCUACAAGAUCUUCAGAAUGACAGGAUUUUGAAAGAAAAAGAUUUGGCUAAUGAAAAAUGUAAAACGACAGAGCUCCAGGAAAUAAAGAGUAGACUUGAAAAAGAAAGUGCCAAGCUGGGUGAAGAGCUUAGAGCCUCCAAGCAAGAAUUUGAGAAGGAGGUGACAAAUCUCAAGCAUGCAAACCAGCUAUUGAUUCAGCAGAAAUUAGAACUGCAGGGCAAAAUAGAUAAUGCGAACUCAACUCUGGAACAGGAGAAACAAAAGCAUCAAGCUGUCAAAGAUCAACUGAAAAAGAGAGAAGAGGAGCUGAAGAAAGAGUGUGCUGAAGUUGAAGCCAAACUGCACACUGAGAAAAAAGACAAAGAAGAAGAAAAAAGGAAACAUGAGGAAAAGGAGACCAAGCUCACCAUGCAGGUCACAGCCCUGAAUGAAAACCUGGCUACCAUGAAGAAAGAGUGGCAAAGCAGUCAAAGACGAGUGAGUGAGCUGGAGAAACAGACAGAUGAUUUACGUGGGGACAAUGCUGUCUUAGAAGCAACAGUCCAGAAUAAUCAGGAUGAGAGAAGGGCAUUGCUGGAGAGGUGUAUAAAAAGUGAGGGAGAAAUUGAAAAGCUUCAAGCCAAACUUGUAGAAAUGAAGAAAAAGCUGGACAAUACAACUGCUGCAAUGCAGGAACUUGGCCGAGAAAACCAGUCAUUGCAGAUCAAACACACACAAGCUCUCAACAGGAAGUGGGCAGAAGACAAUGAGGUACAGAAUUGUAUGGCCUGUGGAAAAGGCUUUUCGGUCACAGUAAGAAGGCAUCACUGUAGACAGUGUGGAAAUAUCUUUUGUGCCGAGUGCUCAGCAAAGAAUGCCUUAACUCCUUCUUCCAAGAAGCCUGUCCGAGUCUGUGAUACUUGCUUUAAUGACUUGCAAGGAUAACUGGCUAUCGUUGAAAGAAGAGAAUAAAAGUGAUGAGUCACAGUAGGAAAAGUGGCUGUCUGGAGAUGAAGAGACAAAAGGAAUUUUCUGCUGCAGCUUCCAACAGAGGCAAGAGGUUUAGAGUGAUCUCAUUUUUCAGCUGGCUUCACUCUGGCACAAGAUUCCAAGGCUGUAGGGUGCAAUGUGGAUAUUUUGCCUCUGAUUUUGGAAGGUAUCAAAUAACCAAGUUGUCAUGGAGUGUGGAGCACAAGGUACACAAGAACAAUGAGUAACUACAUUUGUUGGCUUUGGGACCAUUAGGAUUGUUUGUGAAUCCUCGCUGGAAAAGCUUUCUUAUUAGUGAAGCAAGAAGGGACUUGGGAGCAGAAGCAUGAAGCAACUUCUUGAUGUUUGCAUUACAUGAGCCAGAACAAUUGAGCUUCUCAUGCUAGAUGUAGGAGAAGUAACAUUCAUAAAGGGACCUGGAAAAUGGAACCGUUUUUCUGGAUUGUUAAUUGUCACUUAACCAUGGAGUGGGAACAGAGGCUUGUUGCAAAACUUAAAAAAAAUUAUGGCCUGAUGGACAGAAAAAUGCUGGAGCUGAAGUUCAAAUAGAAUCUAAACUAUGCCAAGAAGAAUGAUAUCAUGGUUUCAGCAUGCUGAAACUGAUAAAUUACUCUUCCAGAUAUCACCCCUCCUGGUCUCAUAGUCUCAGAGAACUAGGAAACAACCCUGUCAUUUGCACUGUGCACUUUUUGCUGCCUAAGAGAAUCUACAGUAAGUGGAAUGGUGUCACGUGCAUUGCAUGUACUAGCUGUAGUCAUUGGACAGCAGUUUUAAAAUCAACUGGAUUUUUCACUGUAUACAUUUGGCCCUAAGGAGAAUUGCACUCACAGUUCCUUUUACCAAAAAUACAAUCAUUGUCUGAGAGCACAUAUAAACACUAACCAUGUUAGUGACACACAUGUCUUUGUAGAAUUCAAUUUUAAGAUUAUAAAAUGGAAAAAAAAAAAAAAAUAAUUUUAUGUGUUUGCAAGGAUCUUGCCAGUUGUCCAUUUCUUUUGAAGUCUGGACUUCAGCAUCACUUUUAGAGUAAGUUUAAAAUUAUCGUCUAAACACAGCUUCUCCAAAAGCAUUAAUUGAUGUACUUUUCAAAACCAGCUAUAAUUGCAUAUAAGUCCUGCCACGGAAAUGUGGUUUUUGAGGUAUUUUUUCUGUUUCUUUAUGAAGGGUUACUGAAUAAAAAAGUUUGCAUGUUUAGAGAGAACAUUAGAUACCACUUAAGUUCACAAUAAUGAAGAGCCUAGGUACUGGUAAUGUAAUAAACUCUCCCUAUUGUCCGUAGCUCUCCACAUACUGCGCACUCACUUAUGCAGUGGAUAGAGAAGUGUGUGUGCAUUUAGAGAUUGGUGAAGCCCUGCUACCCUGUUGGAUCAAUGUUGUAUGAAAGCAGGAGCCUGGAAGGCACAUUUUCUAAUUUUCCCUCCCCCUGUGACUGAAACUGAACACUAAAACCAAAUUCGUCUGUAUUUACUGCUUUUUUUUUGGGUAAAGAGGGCUAGGAAAGGAUGUUCAUUGUUAUAUGUCAACAAAUCAGUGCUGGCAGGUCCAGGCUACUGCUGUUGGCUUCAUGACUUCAUGGCAAAGUCCUCCAUUGUAUGAUGCUGGAGCUUGAUUUCUGGCACAAAAGGGAUGUUUGAAAGAACGUCUCACUGGGUUAGCAAAUACCAGAACUUUUUAUAGUAAUAUGUCCAAAAUGCUGCUUGUAUAGAAAUAGUCACUUUUGUAAGAAAAGAAAAAAAGUCACACCCCCUGCCUCCCCAUUUGAUGCCAUUACAUAAGAUUUAAUUUAAGCUACCUCUUAAUGUGUGAAAUUCAAACAUUAGGUAAGUUUAAUAAGUUUUUCUCACUGUCAUGUUAUGUAAAAGUUAUAGUGAAUGCCAAAAUUGCAAAAGUUUAUCACCAAAAAGGAAAAGAGUCAAGGCUUUCUUUUUUUUAAUGUGAAUUUGAAAAUAUCUAACAGAAUCAAGUUACUGUAAAUUCUCUUAAAUUCAACUUCUGUAGUUUCAUCCUUGCAAACUCUAGUUUCUGGACAGGAAAUAAGUUAUAACCACAAGCUUUCAUAAUUAUGGUUGACUGAGUAAAGCCAAUUUUGUAUGGAGCUUUGUUGUUUGGAUACAGAUUUCCUCAGUCACCAAAUGUACCAUUCAUUUGGUUGUGUUUUUGUUCUUCAGUACUGGAGAUGUGAACUUGAUAAAUGGUGUUCUGUAAUGGAUACGUGCCACAAAUUACAUGGUCUCAUUUGCCUCUUUUCUAACUUUUAAUGAUCGGUUUAUUAUUGCAGAUGUGAAUAUUGUUUAUACAGCCUAAUUUCUGUAUAAUUGUAUAAAAUAUAAAUGGAAAAAAUAUAAGUUUUUACUUGUUAUUUAGAAGUAAUGUAUUAUAAAAGACUUAUGUUUCAGUUUUACUUACAGAGUACUGUACUUCUGAACUGGAUCCUGCCAUCUUGGUAGGUGUAGAUAGAUUUUUUUUUUGCAUGAGUCUGUUUUGGUUUUAUUUCUUUUUAAUUGAAGUUUUAUUCUCUUAAGUUUUUCAGUGUUUGUGUUUACUACUUGUGAUCAUGUAGUUGUGCCUUACAUUGUGAAAGAAUUUAGUCCAGUGUGCACUGUAAUUCUUAAACUCUGUGAUCUGGAAGGUGGCUGUGGAUUUGAAUGGGAAAGUGACACCAUGCAUCAACAGGUUCUAUAUAAACUAUGAUGAAUUGUUGCUGAAAUGUCAUUUUUGUUUUAUAAUCUG
Molecule: messenger RNA, 7513 nt
Organism: Hirundo rustica (Barn swallow)
Lineage: Eukaryota; Metazoa; Chordata; Aves; Passeriformes; Hirundinidae
Gene: EEA1
Product: early endosome antigen 1
Exons: 30
Coding region: 272-4738 (1488 amino acids)
Biological process (GO): endocytosis
Cellular component (GO): early endosome
Molecular function (GO): 1-phosphatidylinositol binding; metal ion binding
Source: RefSeq, a predicted model, not a curated record